AUGGCACCCAAGACUCCCGCUCAUGGAGCUGAUAGCCAGGCUCAACACGGAAACAAGACGAAGCGAAAGCCCCCCGCUCCACACUCCAACCCUCGCCAGUCCCACACUAUUGUCGCCUCGGCUGCUCAGACCACGGUGAGGACCACCAAACCGACCUCUAAGCAAGUUUCCAAUGACGGCAACAAAAGGGAGGGCAGUAUUGUACAUGACUCUCCCCUUGGCUCGCGCAUCACAGUCUCGACUAAUGAGAUGCGGGCCUGUGUGGAGCUCACUGACAGAGUCAACGCCCUUGUCAACACCGUCUUGACGCAGCAGAACGAGCUCUUGGCAACUUUGAGAAGGAUUGCAAAUGAGUGCGCCAGCGUUGAGAGUAUCACCAAGCUUGAAGAUGAGAACAGAAAUGAGACAUAUGCAAGCGACGACCGUGGGGCUGAUAACACUACGGAAGGCACCGUUGAGGAUGCCACAGAGGGGCAGUAG
Messenger RNA from Penicillium paradoxum, 480 nucleotides. RefSeq lists its product as uncharacterized. The transcript is spliced from 2 exons. Bases 1 to 480 code for a protein of 159 amino acids. Lineage: Eukaryota; Fungi; Ascomycota; Eurotiomycetes; Eurotiales; Aspergillaceae. The record is from RefSeq and is a predicted model, not a curated record.